AUGUUGCCCCCUCAUUUACUUCGCUCGAAAGAGAUCCGAUUUGCUGUGGCUGUGCACGAGGCUGUUAAUACGAACAAUUACAUCCGGUUUUUCCGCCUGGCUCGAUUAGCAACAUGUUUAAAUGCAUGUCUGAUGCAUCGUUACUUUGUUCAGAUCCGAAGUCAAGCCCUACUUCGUCUGGCCGCUUCGUUCGCGGGACACCCGAAACGGGAGGUUCAGUAUCCUGUGGAAACACUUAAACGUCAACUGGAAUUCGAGGAUCGAAGAGAAGCGCAUGAAUUUUGCGAAAGUUGGGGUCUUUCUGUGAUCGACGAUUUUGUGAUAUUUGACAAGCAAAUGCCACCCCAACCACCCGAACUUGCUUGGCGUGAACGGAGAGCAUUUCGGUUAAUAGAAAGCAAGCGUGCGGGUACCGCACUAUCCGCCCUGUUCAACAAUGAGCCAAUAAAUCCGAAAGAUGCACAACCUCUACCGGUGCACUCCUCUUUCGACGCCAAUGGACGGUUCAUCGCACAGGCGAAUGAAUCUCUGGACUGGAAAUCAGAACCCAUCGCUCCAUCUGAAAAUGCUUCGAAUGCAUCACAGAUCUUCGGCGCUUAUCACCAAGAGCAGCCGAAAUUCGACUCCUUCCCGACCAGACUGUCGCAACCCGCGCCUCAUUUCUCUUUCUCACCAGCAGGAUCGACUGCAGUUCCUCAAUCCAAUCCCGUUGUCCACUUGAGUGAGCGGGAGAAAGCACUACAGAUGUUGAGCAUUCAAAGUGCAGCCUCAAGUUUUGUGACUGAGUGGAUUUUUGAGGCGCUAGAAUUGGAACCUGUGGCUCGCGAAUCUUUAGCCGCUGAGUACGUGGCCCGUCAAAUCCAGUCCGAAAUAAUUGAUCAAACUCUGCGGUCCGCUUUACGAGAGGUCGCGAAGUCCACUGUAGACGCUGUCCAAACUUCUCGUGUCCGACAGUUAAGCGAUGAACUUUUUGAAUCUAUUCUCAACGAGACUUUUGAGCAAGAAAUCGUUCAGAUUGCCACAACUUUUCUGGCCUAUGAAACUGUCUUGAAUGAAAUCAUCUGCUUAGACCUUCUACCCAGCCUAAUCCAUUCGGUAGCCAGAUCAUGUCUACUGAUUGCAGAAGCUGAUGCGUACUCUGAAAGGACGCUGUUGCGACACUGUUUUGAGCGAAUGCGUGCUUGGAUGUACCAUAAAGCCCAAGAAGACCACGACCGUGCUUUGCUCCGAUCCAUGCCAGCCUGUCCGUCCACCACGUGGGAUGCUCUCCGUCUUACUGGUCUGCAAACUGCGAGCACCAGAAUAUGCGCGUUACGUCGUGCGCGGUCAGGUCACGAAACUGGAACUGCGCAGAACUCAGCCUACCCCGGGCGAUUUUCCGUUUGGGCUGACGCAGUAGAUCAUCAAAUGACCUGGUCUCCGCUCACUCCAUCCAAUGCAUUUAGCAGUCGGAUAAUCGGCAUUUACCAGCCCUCUUGUUCCGCUCAUUCACCGUCUCUUACUCAUCGCCAGUUCUGCGGGACUGUUAUACCUUGGCUUCUGUUAAAGCUAAUCCGAUUCAAUCCUAUAGUGAUCGACGAGCACAAUGCCACUCUUCCAAAGGACUUGUUCGCGGUGUUGUCCUUGGGAAACCUAUCUCCUUCUUUCGCUAAACAAUUUAGCGAACAGUGUGUUCCCGUCCUACUCCUCCAACCCUCCCAGUGGGUCGAGCCCUUGACUGAUGCGUCGAAGUUAUUUUCAUUAAAAUGUAAGCGUCUUACACUUCCCUGUCGGGAGAAUGGACAGUUCGUCCCUCAUCUUGGUUGGGCUAGUGUUCUACAAACCGGAUUAGACUGGUUGAUAUCGACCGUCACACCACAGCUCAGCCAAUCUCUUCAUUGUGAUGCGGGUUUGCGACUAAACAAGAUUACAGUGUCACAAAUACCAUCACUACGGCUUCGACCAACCGAACUGAUCCGCCAUGUAAUUGGAUUACGUUUCAUUCGACCCAUGACCAUACUGUCUCGUGACUGGUCCUCUCGUGGAUUAGUGGAUCCGUCGCUUCAAUCCCUCGUUGAUGCCUAUCAAUCAGUUCUGACAAAUAUCCUCGAUCGUAUUCACGAAGUUCCCGUUCGCGAUCAAAUCGAACGACUGUUGGACCUCCGGACUGUAUUUUUUUCGUUGUCCCAUAUGGCUUCAGUCCGUACCCAAGGAAAUGCGUGGAUUCCAGUGAUGGGUGAAUGGCGCGUUUGUGCUGAGAAACUCGCUCUUUCCGCGGAACGCAUAGAGACUGUGGAAUUAGCUUUUCAACAAGCACAAAGGACAUUCGAAUACCGCAUCCGACAGUCCAUUCUACACGGAGAUAGAUUGGAAAUCCUCCCGCACCCGACUCUUGCUCCUUGGUUUCGGAUGUUCAUGGUUGUAGUGCGAGAUCGUCUGGACAAGUUAGUGAACAGUAAUGUGAUGCUGGUGCCCGGACUCGAAACGUUGCAAGCUCUGGUUGAUGAGCUGAGUAAACUGGAGUUGUGCGAGAACGAUCAAUACGAGGGCUCCACUCUGGCUUCACUUGCCGUGCAUUUUUCCCAAUCAGGUCAGCCCGCUGCAUCCGUUGCGAUGGCGGUUGAACUGUCGUUGGAUGCGCUUCGUAAGGAACAGAUCACCACCGCAUUGAAUAGUUCCGCACACGAAAGUUCUGCUGCAUCAGACUUGGAGAUGAAGUUGAAUAUGCUUGCCCAUCGUUUGGACGAUGUCGAGUCGCUCGUGUCACAAACUUUACAAGAAACAGAAACCCAUUCACUGACUUGGAAACGCACUCAAAGUCUUUCUCGAAUUCGCUCCUCUAAACGUGAAUGA
Molecule: messenger RNA, 2832 nt
Organism: Echinostoma caproni
Lineage: Eukaryota; Metazoa; Platyhelminthes; Trematoda; Plagiorchiida; Echinostomatidae
Source: the annotation of a GenBank genome assembly